Gambusia affinis (western mosquitofish) is the source of this 4700-nucleotide messenger RNA. RefSeq names its product Kruppel-like factor 6a (gene klf6a). Gene Ontology annotation, molecular function: DNA-binding transcription factor activity, RNA polymerase II-specific; RNA polymerase II cis-regulatory region sequence-specific DNA binding. Bases 334 to 1218 code for a protein of 294 amino acids. Gene Ontology annotation, biological process: regulation of transcription by RNA polymerase II. The record is from RefSeq and is a predicted model, not a curated record. NCBI's taxonomy places the organism in Eukaryota, Metazoa, Chordata, Actinopteri, Cyprinodontiformes, Poeciliidae. The transcript is spliced from 4 exons.
CGCGGCAGCCACCAGGAGGGGAGGAGGCUGGGGUCCAGGUUUGAAUAGGGGAAGUUUGCAGAGCGCAGUUGUCCGGCAGCCAGUCUAGUGUGCUGUUUGCAAAUAUCCUGAGCUGAGCGCUGCGAAGGGAGAGGGGAGAAGGAAGUGGAGCACUGACGGACGGACUGCUGCUACAAACUAACCUUCGUUUGCAUCGCAGAGGGGAUCGUUCUUUAUUCCUUUCACAGACAUUUUUAUUUAAAACGCGGGUGUUUAGAUUGUUGUUAUUUUUUUUUUCUUCUUUUACUAUUAUUUUUCCCACCCCCUCCAGAGAAUUAAGUGCGGGGAAGAAAAAUGGAUGUUUUACCGAUGUGUAGUAUUUUUCAAGAACUUCAAAUAGUUCACGACACGGGCUAUUUCUCAGCUUUACCAUCUCUGGAGGAGUACUGGCAGCAGACUUGCUUGGAGUUGGAGCGCUACCUACAGAGCGAGCCGUACGUCUCCACGUCCGAGCUGAAGUUCGGCGGCCAGGAGGACCUCUGGAGCAAGCUGAUCCUGGCCUGCGGGGACAAGGCCAAGGCCGACCCGACCCUGGCCCUGGCGCCGGCCCACGACGAGGACAAUCAGGACGGCCAGAUCUUGGACAGCAACAGCGUCAACUCUGACGCCAGCAGCGAGGCUUCGGACAGUUUCGAGGAGCUCUCCCCCACGCACAGCUUUACCUCCAACCCGUUGGGUUCGGCGUUGGUUGGCUCUGGACCUUUUAGCCCCUCCGUCAUCAGCACGCCGCCGUCCUCGCCGGAGGCCGCCGUGGGCACGGCCGCCGCCGUCAACGGCUGGGUGGCGACGCACGUCGGGCUGAACCUGCCCGUCAAAAUCAGGACCGGCGGCGGCGUGGGAGUAGGAGGCGCGGCGGUGGCGAAGGCCGCGGAAAAGACUGGACUCCUCUGCGGGGACGCGUCCCCGGACGCCCGGAGGCGGGUACACAGGUGUCACUUCAACGGCUGUCGCAAGGUUUACACAAAGAGCUCACAUCUGAAGGCACACCAGCGCACUCACACAGGUGAGAAACCGUACAGGUGUUCGUGGGAGGGCUGCGAGUGGCGCUUUGCACGGAGCGACGAGCUGACCAGACACUUCAGGAAGCACACAGGGGCCAAGCCAUUCAAAUGCAAUCACUGUGACAGAUGUUUCUCCAGGUCCGACCACCUGGCCCUUCACAUGAAGAGGCACGUCUAACGCAGGGCCAGCGUCGACCGGGCAACGCACCGAAGGGAAAAUCCUCUCAAAUUUUCUCCCUCAAACUUUUUUUUUUUUUUUUUUUCUGUGGAGAGAGGGGGAAAAAAAACAAAAUCCAAACGCACGCCAUCUCCCGACUGGCCUCUUGGUUGAACUGUCCCAGAGAGCAGAGCGGCGAGGGCGACGGGGGCGGGAGGAGGAGGAGGAGGCGUGUCCCAGCCAAAGCAUGCCGUUUUGCACCGUACCGAAAUAACCCAGUGCCUCCGGGACCUCACUUUGUUUAUUUUUUAUUUUUUUUGGAGACGGGCGCUCUGAUGGGUUUUCUGUUGCAACAAGACGACGAAAUUGCGGACGCGAGUGGGAAGCAAAUGUUUUCCAUCGAGGACUUUAAGAAAAGACCGGGGAAGGGAGGGAGAGGGGGAGGGGACAAAAAAAACAAACAAACAAAAAAUGCUUACAGAAAAAAAAAAAAAAAAAAAAAAAAAAAGGCGAGUGAAUGAAUUGUACGUAUGGUGCAUGAUGUUUUGGGGGGAAACGUCUCCCGGACAGCAGAUACACUGGUACUUUACAAACCUGUCUGAGGUUAGCAUGUCUGCACUGUGAAUGUCUGAGAUUGGCUGACCGGCCCAGGAUGAGGAUGGAAGAGGAGACGGAUUGGUGCGGGGCUGGUACCAACGUUGCUGUGGACUGAAUGAGUUUCUGUGACGGAGGCGGGCUUGGGGCUUGGGGCAGCGACAUUCCUGCUGCUUCCCCAGGUGGCAGCGUGAGGAUGAGGCCAGGUCACACCUGCCUCGUCUGUCUGGCUCCCAGACUCUGAAGACGGGGGUGGGAAGGGGGCGGGGAGGCUUCGGCUUUGGGUCCGACCAGAAAAUAGACAUGAAGCCUCCUGGUCUGUGCCUCCACCCCCUCUUUCCUGAAUGACAGAAGCCUUGUUUUGAUGGUUUUUCUUUUUACUUUUCUUUUAUUUUUUUUUGGGUGCAGCUACUAAAUGUGCAAUGUGUUAUGUAGCCUGGUUUCUUAAUUUUUCUACAAGCUACAAAACCCAUUUGUAGUACCGACUGUAUGAGCUGUGUGCUUAGAGGUAAUAACACAACUAUACUAUUAACUUCAGUAUCAUAGACAGGUGUUGCAUGGUUCUAGGGAUCGUUUCCAUUUCCAGUUUCCCACUGUAAUCAGGACUGCAAAUAGUUUCAAGAAAAGUGCAGCUAAAGACGCAAACGAUUAGAUGUUACAAUACUGUACAUAAAGGCCUCGACAAUUCCUCCUUUUGUUUUUUUUUUUUGUUUGUUUUUUAGUGGAGAUGCACCGAUCUGGCUUGACCGGCCCAUGUCAAUUAAUUUAAUUAUUAUUUUUAUUAUUAUUAUUUUUUUUUUUAUCAAACACAAAUGAAGGAAUAACUUGUCCCCCUUUGUGCAUCUAGGCGUACGUCUCCAACAUUUACCAGAUUAAUAAUGAUUGAAAAUGUAAAUUUAUAGUAAACGACAACAAAAGAAAGGAUCAAGUACCUCCUGUUAGUUGAAAGAUGUGGGGACUUUUCAUUUUGAUGAAUUUAUUGCAAGAAGAAAAAAAAACAAUUUAUUUUUUUUCCUCAGUCUGUUGCCAUGCAGAUCAGGGGGGGGGGGAAUCGGCUGAUUCCGACAUCUGGCUGGUUGAUCGGUUCAUCUCUAAUUUCACCCUCUUUUUUUUUUUUUUUUUCUUUUGUUUUGUUUUGAGUCUCCUCUUCAUUGUGGUUUUCCAUCUGCCUGGAGAUUUCACUGCUGCUCAUAUCCAUCUGAUGCCUCAAAGACUCAUUUCUGCAUAGUACUUCUUCCUUUGUUUAUGUAUGCAUGUGUGCGUACACUCUUUUUCUUUCUAUCUAAUAAUGCACUGUUGACCUUAAUGGUGCCUUAUGCAAGUGGCCCCUCCCCCUACCAGGGGACGUCACAUUUGUUGACGGGGUGAUUUAUUAUUUAAACAAUUUUUUAACUUUUUUUUUUUUUUUUUUACAAGCUCUCUCAAGGCUCAAUUACAAAACAUUUGCAAUAGUUACCUUUACCCAAUGACCAAUUGAGCUGUUGCAUUUGGAAGUCUUUCACACAGAGUGCCUGUUAUCAGUUGAUUUGCCUUUUUUUUAUGUAUGUUGGUUGUUUUUUUUUGUUGUUGUUGUUGUUUUUAUGAGACGGAGCAGUGAAUUAGCUCAUCACAUUUAAGUUAAGUUGUAAAUAACUGUACCCUGGGAGCACUUAAAUUCAUUUAUUGAAGGCGUUAACUACUGUGUAGUAUGUACUCGAGUCCAUCUCACACAGGUAGAGAGUGAUUAAGAUGUUGAAAUAAAAAAAAAUAAAAAUAAAAAACCCCGACAGCGACGCUCCGUUUUGAGCGCGUCCCUGAGAUUCUGACCGUAUGACGGCACGGACACUCGCAACAAAAAUGCGACUUUCUUUUCCGCAGCAAGUGACUCAGUGCUCAGCAACAGCUGGGGGAGGGGCUGUCGUUUCCCAAAAAAAAAAAAAAGGCUUUCUGAAACUUUAGCUUUAAGCGUAGCUUGAACUCGGUUACCCCUCCUCUCCUCUGCUGGUUCUCCCAUCUCCUGUCUCCGCAUCCACGUGGGAAAAAAAAAAAAAAAGGCUAAAGAUUUAUUGUAAUUAACAGGCUGCAGUCGGACAGGCCUCGCCUUGUACUGCCUCUCGGUAAUGAAUUGCUAAAGGCUUUGUUGGCAUGGAAUCUGUCACAGACUGCUGACUGUGUAGGUUGGUUAUUGACCUGUCUGGAGCGCGUUGUUUCAGCCAAAGCUGCAACUGUAAUACAGAGGGGGAGAUGUAGGGGGUGGGUGUACACGAGGAAAUUAGGCAAAAAGAAAAACACUAUUAAGGACUGACACUGGAGCGAAAAGAUGGGGGAGAAAAAGAAAAGGAGGUGAUUUGACUUCGGCCGAUCAGGAUGAGGGGAUCUGUCCGCUCCCACCCGGGGUCGGCGACCUCCGAUGUCGCAGCGACCGCGGCACGCUCCGGACGUAUGGAUUUCGGAUCAGUCGCAGGAGACAUGGGGGGGGGGUGGAUGAGUUCAAGCUUGAAACUGCUUGCUGCGGUAGAUUUUGGGGGGGGGGAAAGUUGCUGCAAAGAGCCGCAGCAUCCGUGACAACGGCGAGCCGAUAUCCUUCAAGAGAUAAUUGAGCCUUGAUUUAGCAUCGUUUAUUAUUAAUUUUUUUAAUUUUGCUUGCAUUUAUUUCCACAUCAUCAUCAUCAUCAUCUCUCUUUCAUCCCACUCACCCAGCUGUUCUAUCUCAUACAGAAAACACACUAUCUCCUGCUCUCUCUCUCUCUAUCACACACACACAGCUCUUUUGUUCUCAACUGAAUCUUUGUAUAAGAGAAAAAAAAAAGACUUUUGUAAAAUUGUUAUGUUUAUGCUUUAUGAAAUUUUUAUUUGAAAUUGUUUUGCAAAAUUGUUAUAUUUCUGUAUGAAUGUAUUUUUUAUUGGAAUAAUAAGAAAUUCUUAUCUGA